This is a messenger RNA of Symbiodinium natans, 471 nucleotides long. The record is from the annotation of a GenBank genome assembly. NCBI's taxonomy places the organism in Eukaryota, Dinophyceae, Suessiales, Symbiodiniaceae.
AUGAGGGAUGUCGUCCUGUUGCACGUCGGGGAGAAGCUGCCAGGCGGUGUCCAAAGUUUCCCAGACUUCGGAGACAUCAGCGUCAACCCUUUCCCAGGAGGCCCUGAAAGGGAAGGUGGGGAUUCUAGGGGCGAUCUAAAGGAAACGCCCUGCUGUUGCGAGGUGUCGGAGCUACGCUCAGCCUUGGCGGCCGUGAAUGGCGAGAUGGAGAGGUGUGUCCAGGCACAGCUCAAGGAGCUGGACCAGGCUUGGCCAGUGUUUUGGGAAGAAGCCCUGCCAAUCAUAGUGCCACUGUGUUCCAGCAGCUACCCAGGGGGGUGGUUCGUUUUUAUCCGUUUUUGGGCCGUUUUGUCUGAGGCAUUUGCGGACCGCUUCACGAUGCUGGAGUCCAAGAUCUCCGCGCGCCUGGAAGCUUCGGAGCAAUCGGCCUUGCAGGACGUAGAGGAGCGAGGCCCAAAGAUGGAAGUUUAG